Molecule: messenger RNA, 442 nt
Organism: Vespa mandarinia (Asian giant hornet)
Lineage: Eukaryota; Metazoa; Arthropoda; Insecta; Hymenoptera; Vespidae
Source: RefSeq, a predicted model, not a curated record
AUAUAUAUAUAUAUAAAAGAGGGUGUUACCGAUUAUAGAAACGAACAUGAGCCAUUCGACAUACUACGUUUUUCCUUUUUUACUUCUUCUCGUUACUAUUUUCGUUGGUGAGGCGUAUCGAUACGCAGAUUGUCAACGGCAACCAAACGACGAAAUUAUAUGGGAAUACGACGUACGCAGGCCAUACAGAUUCGGUAUCAAUCAGGAAGUAGAAGCAGAAUAUGGACCAACAAUGGCUAUCAUUACUUGCAUAGUGAUCGAUUCAUUAUCCGACGAAGACAACGGUGCUGUAUGGAUUAAAGCUGGCGGUAUAGGUCAAAAUUUUGUCAAACUUAAGUUUAGAUCGAAAUACUCGAGAGGCCUUCGUUAUAAAGUCUUUGUAUAUGGUCAAUCUAUGUUAAAAAAGAUCUCGUAAAUUAUAAUAUUUAACUUUAUAUAUAUA